Molecule: messenger RNA, 2073 nt
Organism: Acanthopagrus latus (yellowfin seabream)
Lineage: Eukaryota; Metazoa; Chordata; Actinopteri; Spariformes; Sparidae
Exons: 4
Coding region: 208-1353 (381 amino acids)
Biological process (GO): negative regulation of transcription by RNA polymerase II
Cellular component (GO): cytosol
Molecular function (GO): protein-folding chaperone binding
Source: RefSeq, a predicted model, not a curated record
GUCCCGGGGAAAGCUCUGUCACGCCGCGUGGGAGGGCGAGCGGAUAGUAGAGGAGCUGCCGCGGCGGUAUUUAUAAGACAGCUGAGGAGAGCUCAGACAGCACGGACACAGCAGCGGAGUUCAGCACCGGCAGCGACUGGACAGCGACACGUAGCCACUUCUUUUUUUUAAAACAAAAAACCCCUCAAAACCUCUCUAGCAGCCAUCAUGGUUCUCAUCUGGACUCAGUUCGGCGUGAAGCACAAAAAUGUCAAUGUCAAGUGCAAAGUGCGGGUGAUGCACAGAGGUGACAGCUCGGGCUCGUCUUCAUCAGCGGAGGGCAGCAAGUCUGAGCAGGACACACCCUGCCUCGCCAUCAAGCCCACGGGCAAGGACUUCUACAAAGUCCUGGGUGUCACCCCCGAGUCCAACGAGGACGAGAUCAAGAAGGCCUACAGGAAGAUGGCCCUCAAGUUCCACCCGGACAAGAACAGCGACGCCGACGCCGAGGACCGGUUCAAGGAGAUCGCGGAGGCCUACGAGAUCCUCACCGACCCCAAGAAGAGAAGCAUAUACGACCAGUUCGGAGAAGAAGGCCUUAAAAAUGGGGUGUCAAUGACGGGCCAGGGCCAGGGUUUCCGCAAUCACUUCCACGGCGACCCCCACGCCACCUUCUCCACCUUCUUCCACGGCUCCGACCACUUCGACAUCUUCUUCGGCUCCGAGCCCGACGAAGACGACCUCUUCAACCCCUUCAGGCGCUUCCCCUUCAGCCACGUGAACGGAAGCCACGACGCCGGCCUGCGGCGGGGCCAGCGGCGUCUGCAGGGCGACGAGGUGGUGCACGACCUGCUGGUGACCCUGGAGGAGGUGAUGCACGGCUGCACCAAGCACGUCAAGAUCACGCGCAGCCGCCUCAACCCCGACAGCCGCAGCCUGCGGUCCGAAGAGAAGGUGCUGAACGUGGUGGUGAAGAAGGGCUGGAAGGCGGGCACCAGGAUCACCUUCCCCAGGGAGGGGGACGAGACGCCCAACAGCACCCCUGCCGACAUCACCUUCAUCCUCAGGGACAAGGAGCACAACCAGUACAAGAGAGACGGCUCCAACAUCGUCUUCACCGCCCAGAUCACCCUCAAAGAGGCUCUCUGCGGCUGCACAGUAAACGUCCCAACACUUGACAACCGCAUGAUGCCUCUGCCGUGCAGCGACGUCAUCAAACCGGGUGCUGUCCGGCGGCUGCGGGGCGAGGGCCUGCCCCUGCCCAAGAGCCCGUCCCAGCGGGGCGACCUCGUGGUGGAGUUCCAGGUGCUGUUCCCCGACAGGAUCCCACCACAGUCCCGAGAGAUCAUCAAGCACAGCCUGGCCCAGUGCUAGCCCGCAUUUAGAAUUUUUUUUUAAUAAUAAUCACAUCUAAUGGCCUGAUUGAGGCAGCUUCACCAUGUGUGUAUGUUGUUAUCAAUUCACAAACACAGCCUUGCCCAAGGUGCUAGUAUCACAACCAAUCACAACCUCUUAUUGUGUUUGGAGACGGCAAGUAGCGCUUAAGUGUGUUGUGGCUCAUGCGAGGGGAGGGGAGACUCUCUGCAGGCGCGACGCACAGCCGCUGUGCUGCAGUGAGUUCAGAACUGGUGAAUGGGGUCUUUGGUAUCUGAGGGCAUCCAUUGACUCAACAGCUUUUCUCUUGAAUGAAAAGGUGAUCUGUACUGUUAUACUUGCAAACCUACAGCAGGAUAUCAGUGUGCUAUUCAAGUCUGUACAGACUUCCUUAAACCUGAGCGGUAAAAAAAAAAAAAAAAAAAAAAAAAAAAAAUCAUAAAAAAACUUUAUUAUUAUAGUUAUAUGGUGUUCAUAUGACUGAUCUUUUGCAUUGAUUUAUUACAAUAGCAUAGUAUACUUGUGUACAAAGAUCUACUUUGUGUACAAAAUGCAACAACAUUGUCUCUAAGAGAGAUUCAUCUGUCAAAUGUUCUAUUGAAUUAUUUGAAAAUGUUUGUAUAUGCUCAGCAACGUUGAUGUAUUAUUAUUAUUAUUAUUAUUACCUGAGGGAGAGACAUGUUUGGAGGCAUGAAAAAUAAAGAAAAACUCAUUUAAAGA